Messenger RNA from Didymodactylos carnosus, 2289 nucleotides. Lineage: Eukaryota; Metazoa; Rotifera; Eurotatoria; Philodinida; Philodinidae. The record is from the annotation of a GenBank genome assembly.
AUGUUGAAACAACAAGCUACAACUGUAUCAGAUAUUCUUCCAUUAAGACGGCUAGAAUCGUCUAUUAAUUCUACUCCUGAGCCAGAUGCGUCUCAAAUCUUAUCUCCAGUUACCACAAUUAGUGCAACUGCUCCAAUUGGUAUUCAAAUUUGUUGGCUAAUGCCGGAUUGUGAUGCACAUAUCAUCGAUUUAUUAUUUAGUAAUCAGUCUAAAUGUUCUGGAGGUCCGAUAGAAGAGCAAAUGAUUUACAAACAUAUGGGUGUUGCUUCAGUAGUGUACAGGAACAAAUCAACUGCAAUAAAUGUUAUGAUGCAUGGCUCUGUCACUUUCCAUAAUUUUGAGUUUCAUACACGUUUAUUAACACGUGCAGUAGACACGCGUGUUAUUUAUUUUUUUAAUUUAUCACAAGAGGACGAAGAUCGCGUUAAACUGUAUAUUGAUGUCGUGUCACCACCAGAAAAUAAGUUACAAAUUCAAUUUUAUGAUAGCAAAAUUACCGGUGAUAAACAUUUAGGGGCACUUGUUCGGUAUGAGAAUGAUAUUGAUUUUCCUCAAGUUGUAAAAAAUAUCGCAUCACGUCCACGCUGUCAAAAUCGGCUUGUCAAGUAUAAACAGCUGUAUAAACCGGAAACAUUAUUGAUUGAAUAUGACGACGAUAAAAGUGUUGAAGAUUGGUUAUCUCAUCCGUUUCCAACGAGUAUUCAUGCACAACUAAUUUAUAUUGAUAUCUAUACAGAAAAAGAAUUCAACGGUUAUUUACAACGACGUUUACAAGAAAUCAAAAGCAAAUCGGAAGAAAUUCAUGUAAAACAGGACGUACAAUUGCCGAAAGAACAAAUAGAAAUAUGCAGUUCAUCACUCUCUAAAUCAACAGUACUAGAAGUGAAACCGUUGCCAACUGUGAUCAUUGAUUCUGAACCACAAUCCAAAUCAAACGUUAAAAAUAAUCACGAAAAAUCAAUUAUCCGAUCCACAGUGCAAUCAAGAAUCGAAAUUAUUCCUGAUCAGAACGCUGUAUUAAAGAAAACUAUUGCCUUUUUACCGGAAGAAAAGAAAGAAGUUAAAAUCGAACCAAACAAACAGUCGCUCAAGACAGUGACACAAAUCGCAUCAACAACCCAACCAGAAAAAAUACAAAAUUCAAACAUCGAUAUCAGUCAACAUGCAAAGGAGACGAUAAAGCCACCAUUAUAUACACAGCAGAAACCAUCAAAGGUUCUUGAUAAACAAAAUCAUAAUAUUUCACAAAAAGCUGUAGAAUUACCAGCGAAUAAAAUUACUCAAAAUGGAAAAACAGCUGUUGCUGUAAGUGAUAUGUUGACAAAAUCAGUUCAACAAUCUCAAACAAAAAAACAGCUUGAUAUUGUAGUAAAAACGCAACCACCAGUGAAUAGUCAAACUGAAAAUGAUUCGAUUCAAAAACCAGUUAAAAUGCUGACUAAACCUUCAGCUCAAUCAAAUCCGGCUGGAAUGACUACUAUUGCCACAGGAAAGGACGAUACUAUUCCAUCAGCAAUGAAACGGCUGUGUACUGAUCUAGAAACUAAUCAUAUUGAAAAAAAACACGAUAUUAGUACAACAAAUGGUGAUGAUAAUCAACAUGUGUUUACAAAUGAAUCUUCAGAUGGCGAUAGCGAUGACACUGAAUUUCAAAAAUGUAUAAGUACAAGUCGAUUGCCAACCCACAUUGAAAUGCAACAAUACCAUGUAAAUGAAGAUGAGUUUGAAGCACCAAGUACAUUUUUAUUUGGUGAUGAUUAUUCUGUAUCAAUAAAAAAUCAAAAAUUGGCUAAUGCUUACGUGAAGUAUACCCAGUGUCGUGCGGAACAUUUGUUAAUUUCUAAACCUAUGAAAAUAUGUUCGGUAGUAAAAGCAACUACGACAACAACCUCAAAGAUACCAUUCGUUGUAACAAAUCAAGAGAAACCAGAAGAACAAAAACAAAAGAAACAAAAGAAACGGAUUAAAAAAAGAAAAAAGGCACAACAACAACAAACAGCAUUAGAAAAAUCGACAGACAAACAUUCCGAAGUGGAAAAUAAUGACGAUGAUGAAGUUGACGUAUUAAGUAAUCACAAUGAACAAGAAAAUAAUUCAACAGAUAUGCUACGUGUAAAAUUUACACACAAUAUGAAAGCCGUUGUAAUUGUUGAUCCUGUUAUACAACAAGAUUUAGAAGAUAAUACGGAUCAAGGUGAAUGGCAAAAUGUGCCUAGUAAGAAAACAAAUGUUAAAUUGGUGCAAGGACAACGAAAACAAAAGUUAAAUACUCGAAAGAAAAAAAAAUGA